AUGGAUUCAUAUAUUUCAUUAUUGGAAUUACGAGAACAUAGCGAUUUUUACUUUCAGAAAAAGCCACCAAGAAAGAACCACUCGGGAGUACCUUCUAAAUUGAACACAAAAAAUAAUCUAGUCAAAAAUACCCCAAACCUCUUCCACAAAUCAGAAGAUCCUCCUUUAGAUUUAAUGGUCAACUGCUUUUUCAACUCGAACACAGAACCUUUCUCCAAAGAAAAAAUAAAACGAAAUGUACAACAUAGUUUCUUCAAGUCCGAACUGAAUCACAUGAAACCCAAAAAAUAA
Molecule: messenger RNA, 291 nt
Organism: Nezara viridula (southern green stink bug)
Lineage: Eukaryota; Metazoa; Arthropoda; Insecta; Hemiptera; Pentatomidae
Source: the annotation of a GenBank genome assembly